Molecule: messenger RNA, 830 nt
Organism: Heterobilharzia americana
Lineage: Eukaryota; Metazoa; Platyhelminthes; Trematoda; Strigeidida; Schistosomatidae
Source: the annotation of a GenBank genome assembly
AGCAUGGAGAUUUCAUCUCAAGAGCUGCUAGAAUUUGAAAGUUACUUAUCGAAGUUUCAAGCAAUCAAUUGUGAAAUUUUAGCCAUUUCUUCUGACUCAGUCGAAUCUCACAACGCUUGGUUUCGUGCGCCAGUUGAAAAUAAUGGACUUAAUGAAACUGUUCAUUUUCCGCUGUUAGAGGAUAAGAAUAUGAAUAUAUGCAAGAUGUAUGGAGUUUCUAAUGAAGAUAAUGGAAGUGCUUUAAUGAGCAUUUUUGUUAUCGAUGCAGAAGGAUUGAUACGCAUUACAAUGAGCUUGGAUGCUGGUAUACACUUCUCUGCUAAAGAUAUACUAAGAAUGGUAACAGAAGUGCAAAUUAAAGAUAAAGCGGUAGAGGCAAACUCUGGAAAUGAAUAGAUAAUUUCUUGAGUCAUUAUGAUUUUUAAUAGUUGCACUAUCCUACUAUAUGCAUUUCUAAAUUAUCAUAAACACGUUAUUCCAAAUUGUUGUUCGCAAUUUCAAUUUAUAAUUUUAUUCAUUACUAUCCAUGUCUUCAUGCAUCAUACAAUCUUGUAUAUUUUAGUGCUUUUACCUCGAUUCUAUUUACCACCAAAUUAGUUUUUAUUCGUACACAGUGGCUGUCAGAUGAAGCUUUGCGAUCAUGGCACUUGUGGAAAUAUCACUUAGCAAUAUUUUAUAGUGUAAGGUUUACAUUCUUGAUUUCUCCUCUUUGUUCUUUAUUUUUAAACAUCACGAAGCACUAACGUUGUAUUUACUUUUGCUUGAUGUUGUUGCUACUUACUGGUAGCCUAGUGUGAAGUCAUAGAAAUUUAAAUGAAUAUUUAAAAAAC